Molecule: messenger RNA, 1120 nt
Organism: Bubalus bubalis (water buffalo)
Lineage: Eukaryota; Metazoa; Chordata; Mammalia; Artiodactyla; Bovidae
Gene: CCS
Product: copper chaperone for superoxide dismutase
Exons: 9
Coding region: 122-970 (282 amino acids)
Biological process (GO): removal of superoxide radicals
Molecular function (GO): copper ion binding
Source: RefSeq, a predicted model, not a curated record
CGUGCGCGCGCAGCGGAAGGCGGGGCAAGGAGUGGCUUCCGGGGUUCCGCCUCCCCCUCCCCGCGGCGCGGCUCUGGGCUGGCACUUCAGUUCCGGCCCUCGGGCGAUAGCUGGAUCCAGGAUGGCUUCGGACUCGGAGGACCGCGGGACUGCCUGCACGCUGGAGUUCGCGGUGCAGAUGACCUGUCAGGGCUGCGUGGACGCGGUGCGCACGUCCCUGCAAGGAAUCGCAGGCAUCCAAAGUGUGGAGGUGCAGUUGGAGAACCAGAUGGUCCUGGUGCAGACCACCCUGCCCAGCCAGGAGGUGCAGGCCCUUCUAGAAGGCACUGGGAGGCAGGCGGUCCUCAAGGGCAUGGGCAGUGGCCUGUUGCAGAAUUUAGGGGCAGCCGUGGCCAUUCUCGGGGGGCCUGGCCCUGUGCAGGGAGUGGUGCGCUUCCUGCAGCUGACCCCUGAGCGCUGCCUAAUCGAGGGGACCAUUGAUGGCCUGCAGCCUGGGCUGCAUGGACUCCACGUCCAUCAGUUCGGGGACCUCACGAGGAACUGCAACAGCUGUGGGGACCACUUUAACCCUGAUGGAAUGUCCCAUGGGGGCCCCCAGGACUCUGAACGGCCUGGCGAGGGAGACACUCAGAACUCUGUGGUUGCAGCACAGCCAGAACAUCUUUGCAGGAGCCUCCAGGAGGCCCUGGGAACCCAGAGCAAGCUCCAGAUCCAGUCCGAAGGGCACAGGCUGUGGGAGAGAGCUUCCCAGAGAAGGCCUCGCUGGGUGUUGGCCAGAGACCUCAGUCCUGUGCCCCAUGAGCCUUUCCCUAGGGCAGCACACGGCACUGCAGCUGCCUGUCCUCAGAGCCAGAGAGAGAAGGCGUCCAAGACCCCAGCCACACUCCUUUUGAAACCUCAGCUCGGAGGUGAUGCCUGGUCCAGCCCACACUCAGCAGCACCGCGGAGACCUGGGGAAUGUCCGUGCUGAUGAGGAUGGCCGAGCUGUCUUCAGGAUUGAGGACAAGCAGCUGAAGGUGUGGGAUGUGAUUGGCCGAAGCCUGGUCGUCGAUGAGGGAGAAGAUGACCUGGGCCGGGGCGGGCAUCCCUUGUCCAGGAUCACAGGGAACUCAGGAGAGAG